Molecule: messenger RNA, 797 nt
Organism: Mus pahari (shrew mouse)
Lineage: Eukaryota; Metazoa; Chordata; Mammalia; Rodentia; Muridae
Gene: Cldn6
Product: claudin 6
Exons: 1
Coding region: 1-660 (219 amino acids)
Biological process (GO): cell adhesion; bicellular tight junction assembly
Cellular component (GO): plasma membrane; bicellular tight junction
Molecular function (GO): structural molecule activity
Source: RefSeq, a predicted model, not a curated record
AUGGCCUCUACUGGUUUGCAAAUCUUGGGGAUCGUCCUGACCCUGCUUGGCUGGGUCAACGCCCUGGUGUCCUGUGCCCUGCCCAUGUGGAAGGUGACCGCCUUCAUCGGCAACAGCAUCGUCGUGGCCCAGAUGGUGUGGGAGGGGCUGUGGAUGUCCUGUGUGGUGCAGAGCACUGGCCAGAUGCAGUGCAAGGUGUAUGACUCACUGCUGGCGCUGCCCCAGGACCUGCAGGCUGCCAGAGCCCUCUGCGUUGUCACCCUCCUCAUUGUCCUGCUUGGCCUACUCGUGUACCUGGCCGGAGCCAAGUGCACUACCUGUGUGGAAGACAAGAACUCCAAGUCUCGUCUGGUGCUCAUCUCUGGCAUCAUCUUCGUCAUCUCUGGGGUCCUGACCCUCAUUCCUGUCUGCUGGACUGCCCACUCUAUCAUCCAGGACUUCUACAACCCCUUGGUGGCUGAUGCUCAAAAGCGGGAGCUGGGGGCCUCCCUCUACCUGGGCUGGGCAGCCGCGGGCCUUUUGCUGCUAGGUGGAGGGCUACUAUGCUGCGCCUGCUCUUCUGGAGGCCCCCAGGGACCUGGCCAUUACAUGGCCCGCUAUUCUACAUCUGUCCCACAUUCUCGGGGACCCUCCGAAUACCCCACCAAGAAUUAUGUCUGAUGCUUACUGGGGAGUGAGGCUCUACUAGCCAGGGAACCUGAGCUGAACCAUCAAGAAAGGUUAUGGAAUAGUCUGGGGUUGUCUUAUUUCUUGUUUUUCUUUUGCAAUACCGGGUAUUGAACCUGGGGCCCCACGCA